AUGAAUUCAACUCUACAACAGGAAAAUAUUAAACCGGAUACAUUAUCCUUAGACUUAUGGGAUGAUGAAGUAAUGGCUAUAUGGGUUCCUAUUACUGUCUACUGGGUUGUCUGUACUUUUUAUGAAAUCUUGAUGAAGUUGAAGAUUCCUUUUUUUGAACAAUAUAGAAUUCACUCACCAGAGGAUCGUCAAAACAGAAAUAGAGUUUCAUUCAAAAAGGUCUUAGUUAUGGUUGCACUUCAACACUUGGUUCAAAUCAUUCUUGGAAUUGCCCUUUUCAAAGGAGUUGACCAUGCCGCAGAUCAGUUAAAGUAUGAACAGGCUAUUGCAAGAUACACAAACUAUAUGACCCCUCUGAUGGUUAAAUGGAUGGGAUUACCAAUAGAAGAGUGUUAUAUAAUGGCACAUCAGAUUGCUAUAUUCAUUCAAAACUAUAUCGUGCCUUCCCUUCAGUUCUUUAUUGCCAUGUUUAUUGUUGAUACACACCAAUACGUUCUUCAUCGUAUGGCACACACUUAUACUUUUAUGUACAAGUAUAUGCACUCACAUCAUCAUCGACUCUAUGUGCCUUAUGCAUUUGGAGCACUCUAUAAUCAUCCUCUUGAAGGCUUUUUAUUAGAUAGUUGUGGUGCUGCCCUUGCAUUUGAGCUCACUGGUAUGUCUCCUCGUCUGGGCAUGUACUUUUUCACCUUUUCCACACUGAAAACAGUAAAUGAUCAUUGUGGUUAUUGUUUCCCUUGGGACCCCUUGACAGUCUGUUUUGGAAAUAAUGUGAUUUACCAUGACAUUCAUCAUCAACCUCAUGGAAUCAAAACCAAUUUUGCUCAACCCUUUUUUACAUUUUGGGAUAAGCUUUUGAAUACAGAAUACCAUCAAGUCAUGAAGGCUAGAGAAGAAGCAAAGAUGAAAAGUAGAUAA
This is a messenger RNA of Rhizopus microsporus ATCC 52813, 918 nucleotides long. RefSeq lists its product as uncharacterized. Gene Ontology annotation, biological process: lipid biosynthetic process. The record is from RefSeq and is a predicted model, not a curated record. The transcript is spliced from 4 exons. NCBI's taxonomy places the organism in Eukaryota, Fungi, Mucoromycota, Mucoromycetes, Mucorales, Rhizopodaceae. Bases 1 to 918 code for a protein of 305 amino acids. Gene Ontology annotation, molecular function: oxidoreductase activity; iron ion binding.